AUGCGGCGCGCUCUCUUCAUAUCGACCGUUGCUGCCUGUAGCAGAUGUCUGGCAUGGCCACAGCACCUGCACCGCCAUCCCACCUCGCGCAUUGAUGCUGCUACUCGCUGCAUCGCCUCUACGCACAUACACUGCAAAGACAUACGCCGCGGAGAUCGUGGCGAGUCGCGUCGCCUGACAUUUGACGAGCGGGCGGAGCGUCGCAUGGGAAAGACGCGGGAACAAAAAGUAGCAAAGGAGAACUUGCUGCAGGACGCAGAAAUGGUCAUUAACGAGGAUGUGCCAGAUGAGCUUGAGCAUGUGUUCGUGCAACACUUCGAACGUGCCAACGUGAGCGCGAUGAAAGUGUUAAACAUGGCCAAGUGCUUGGAACUGUUGGAGGUUGACGUUGGCGGCGGCCACAAGGUUCUCCUCACCAAGGUGGCACAGGUCGUCAAGACGAGUAACUCAACACUGGAGAUCGUGCCCCACAACACAAGUUUCGCGAACCCCAUCCUGCAGCGUGUGACGCGGUUUGAUGGGACGCUGCAGGUGACAAAGGAGCAGCAGAAGAUUAGAGUCAUGAUGCCGCCAAUAACGACAGGCCGCCGUGACAAGGCAGCAGCCGAAAUACACCAGGUAAUUUCGCUAUUCCGACAAAAAAUAAAACACGUGCGCACAAAUGCGUCCAAAGCGCUGCAGGGGGCUGGCAUCGACGAGGGUGCCGCCCGGGAGCUCCACGUGCAGUUGGACGAGACGGUGAACGCGUUCACGGAGCAGAAGGUUGCGGAGUUGGAGCAGCUAGCAGCCGAUGUGACAUCUAUGGGCGUCGACGAGUCAGAUAUUGGGGCGUAA
Molecule: messenger RNA, 834 nt
Organism: Trypanosoma grayi
Lineage: Eukaryota; Euglenozoa; Kinetoplastea; Trypanosomatida; Trypanosomatidae
Product: ribosome recycling factor
Exons: 1
Coding region: 1-834 (277 amino acids)
Biological process (GO): translation
Cellular component (GO): mitochondrion
Molecular function (GO): ribosomal large subunit binding
Source: RefSeq, a predicted model, not a curated record